AUGGAGCAGAAAGACACGGAGAUGAACGACAAAGGAGUUUCUUCUUCAACUAGUGGAGUUGUUGUUCAAGUCCGGGAAAAGAAAGGACCUUUACGCGCGGCUAUCCCUUACAUGCCUUUUCCUGUAGCUGUGAUUUGCCUUUUCCUCAACACUUUUGUACCUGGAUUAGGUACAUUUAUCUCUGCGUUCACCGUGCUGUGUGGGGCGCGGACGGAUCUGCCGGAUCGCCAUGUCUGCUGUGUGUUCUGGUUGAACAUGGCGGCAGCGUUCAUUCAAAUAUUGACUGCCAUUGUCAUGGUCGGCUGGAUCAUGAGCAUAUUCUGGGGCAUGGACAUGGUCAUCCUUGCAAUCUCUGAGGGAUGCAGGGAUCAGGCACCAGCACAGCAGCUCUGAGUCUAGGAGUCU
This is a messenger RNA of Chanos chanos (milkfish), 405 nucleotides long. It is a transcript of the gene stum, whose product is annotated as stum, mechanosensory transduction mediator homolog. The record is from RefSeq and is a predicted model, not a curated record. The transcript has 4 exons. NCBI's taxonomy places the organism in Eukaryota, Metazoa, Chordata, Actinopteri, Gonorynchiformes, Chanidae. Bases 1 to 393 code for a protein of 130 amino acids.